AUGAUAAUUGAUACAACCGAACUACAGGCUAUUAAUUCUUUUUUCAAAUUGGAAUCCCUAAAAGAAGUCUAUGGGAUCAUAUGGAUACUUAUCCCCAUUUUUACUCUUGUAUUAGGAAUCACAAUAGGUGUACUCGUGAUUGUUUGGUUAGAAAGAGAAAUAUCUGCAGGGAUACAACAACGUAUUGGACCUGAAUAUGCCGGCCCUUUAGGAAUUCUUCAAGCUCUAGCGGAUGGUACAAAACUACUUUUCAAAGAGAACCUUCUUCCAUCUAGGGGCGAUGCUCGUUUAUUCAGUAUUGGACCAUCCAUCGCAGUCAUAUCAAUUUUACUAAGUUAUUCAGUAAUUCCUUUUGGUUAUCGACUUGUUCUAGCCGAUCUUACUAUUGGUGUUUUUUUAUGGAUCGCCAUUUCAAGUAUUGCUCCCAUUGGACUUCUUAUGUCGGGAUAUGGAUCAAAUAAUAAAUAUUCCUUUUUAGGUGGUCUAAGGGCUGCUGCUCAAUCAAUUAGUUAUGAAAUACCAUUAACUCUAUGUGUAUUAUCAAUAUCUCUACGUGUGAUUCGUUCAAGUACAGUUGAUAUAGUUGAAGCGCAGUCAAAAUAUGGUUUUUGGGGAUGGAAUUUAUGGCGUCAACCUAUAGGAUUUAUCAUUUUUCUAAUUUCUUCUUUAGCCGAGUGUGAGAGAUUGCCUUUUGAUUUACCAGAAGCCGAAGAAGAAUUAGUAGCGGGUUACCAAACUGAAUAUUCAGUUCUUUACUUGGGAGGCUGGAAUCUUUCUAUUCCGUACAUAUUCGUUUCUGAGAUAUUUGACAUAAAUAAAGCGGCUGCUGCGCAGCUGCUUAUUUACGUAGGAGCUAUAAAUGUUUUAAUCAUUUUUGCUGUGAUGUUCAUGAAUGGCUCAGAAUAUUACAAAGAUUUUCAUCUUUGGACUAUUGGGGAUGGAGUUACUUCGGUGCUUAUUGAUACGUUCGAAAAAAUUUUACUUGAAUCCAUUUUAUUUUUUUUUACCGACAAAACCCGUGCUCAAAAUAUUUUGAGCACGGGUUUUUUUCUGGUCCAAGUCUAUCUUGUCUUUACUACGAAUUAUUUUCCUUGGUUAACAAUAAUUGUAAUUUUGCCAAUAUUUGCAGGUUCCUUAAUUUUUUUUCUUCCCCAUAGAGGAAAUAGGGUCAUCCGUUGGUAUACUAUAUUUAUAUGUAUUUUCGAACUCCUUCUAACGGCCUAUACAUUCUGUUAUCAUUUCCAAACAGAUGAUCCAUUAAUCCAACUGAUGGAGGAUUAUAAAUGGAUACAGUUGUUUGAUUUCCAUUGGAGAUUAGGAAUAGAUGGACUUUCUAUAGGACCUAUUUUACUAACGGGAUUCAUCACCACUUUAGCGACUUUAGCAGCUUGGCCGGUUACUCGGGAUUCUCGGUUAUUUAAUUUCCUGAUGUUAGCGAUGUACAGUGCUCAAAUAGGAUUAUUUUCUUCUCGAGACCUUUUACUUUUUUUCAUUAUGUGGGAGUUAGAAUUAAUUCCUGUUUAUCUACUUCUAUCUAUGUGGGGAGGAAAGAAACGUCUGUACUCGGCUACAAAAUUUAUUUUGUAUACGGCGGGGGGUUCUAUUUUUCUCUUAAUGGGAGUUUUGGGUAUCGGUUUAUAUGGUUCUAAUGAACCAACAUUAAAUUUUGAAACAUCAGCCAAUCAGUCGUAUCCUCUUCCCUUGGAAAUAAUAUUCUAUAUUGGAUUUUUUAUUGCUUUUGCUGUGAAAUUGCCUAUUAUACCCCUACAUACAUGGUUACCAGAUACCCACGGGGAAGCACAUUACAGCACUUGUAUGCUUCUAGCCGGAAUCUUAUUAAAAAUGGGAGCAUAUGGGCUGGUUCGGAUCAAUAUGGAAUUAUUAUCUCACGCCCAUUCUAUAUUUUCGCCCUGGUUACUGAUAGUAGGCACAAUACAAAUAAUCUAUGCAGCUUCAACAUCUCUUGGCCAACGUAAUUUAAAAAAAAGAAUAGCUUAUUCUUCCGUAUCUCAUAUGGGUUUCAUAAUUAUAGGAAUUGGUUCUAUAACUGAUACCGGACUCAAUGGAGCUCUUUUACAAAUAAUCUCUCAUGGAUUUAUUGGUGCUGCACUUUUUUUCUUGGCAGGUACGACUUAUGAUAGAAUACGUCUUGUUUACCUUGACGAAAUGGGCGGAAUAGCUAUCCUAAUGCCAAAAAUAUUCACGAUAUUUAGUACCUUUUCCAUGGCGUCCCUUGCAUUACCGGGUAUGAGUGGUUUUGUUGCCGAAUUGAUAGUAUUUUUUGGAAUAAUUACCAGCCAAAAAUAUCUUUUAAUGCCAAAAAUACUAAUUACUUUUGUAAUGGCAAUUGGAAUGAUAUUAACUCCUAUUUAUUCAUUAUCUAUGUCACGCCAGAUGUUCUAUGGAUACAAGUUCUUUAAUAUUCCAAACUCUUAUUUUUUUGAUUCUGGACCACGCGAGUUAUUUCUUUCGAUUUCUCUAUUUUUACCCGUACUCGGCAUUGGCAUGUACCCCGAUUUCAUUUUUUCACUGUCAGUUGACAAAGUCGAAGUUAUUCUAUCUAACUCUUUUUCUAAAUAGUUUUCAUAAAUAAAACCGCCUAUGAUUUUGAAAUUGUUGAUUCUAUAAUCAUAAUGAAAAAGUUCUAGAAUGAAACAAAGAGAGCUUUUCUCUUAAAUUAAAUUUCUAAGUAAAGUUAAGAAAUAAA
Molecule: messenger RNA, 2707 nt
Organism: Coffea arabica (coffee)
Lineage: Eukaryota; Viridiplantae; Streptophyta; Magnoliopsida; Gentianales; Rubiaceae
Source: RefSeq, a predicted model, not a curated record